Marchantia polymorpha subsp. ruderalis is the source of this 3244-nucleotide messenger RNA. The record is from the annotation of a GenBank genome assembly. NCBI's taxonomy places the organism in Eukaryota, Viridiplantae, Streptophyta, Marchantiopsida, Marchantiales, Marchantiaceae.
GACGUCGAGGUCCGCGGGGGGGAGAGAGAUUUGUGAAGGGGGAAGAAUGGCGAGAAUCGGACUUGCCUCGGAGCCACGUUUCUUGGAGUGGAUUUCCACUAUACCUUGGAAUCUACGGAACGUCUAGGCAGCAAGGGAGGUGUGACCAGUAAGAGAGGGGGGAGAAGGUGCGCGAGCAGGAGUCGCAGAUGCUCACACUGCAGCGCCGCGGAGAGCAGAGCAGAGCAGAGCAGGCACAGAAAGCAGCAGCAGCAUCACAGUCCAGUCCAGCCCAGCCCAGGCCCUCUCGGGGCACCACCACUACCACCACCCCCAUCCCCUCCCCCACAGAGGAAUUUGGUACAGGCACGCGGGAAUGAAGCGCGAGCCUGAGUUUCUGCAAAUCAGCUCCCCAUCGCCAUAGCGCCCCGGCCGAUUUCAACUCCAGAGAUUGAAGAAGAAGUGAGAGAGAGAGAGAGAUAGAGAGAGAGAGAGAGGAAUGGAAGUGGAACGCAGCGAGAGAGUGAGAGAGAGCGAGCGCUAGAGCGAGAGAGAGAGAGAGAGAGAGAGAGAGAGAGAGAGAGAGUUUGGCAAGGGAGGCAAUGAGAACUUGGGCUGUGACGGCAAGAGAAGGCGGCGAGUCGAAGAGCGAGGGCGAGGGACUGGCCGUCUCGAAGGGAGGACAGCGAGGACCGGACUCUGUUAUGGGCCCAUGGAGCGUAGACUCGGUGUUGUCGCCUCGACUGAGCUCUGUUUUGCUGCACCUGCUGCUCGUCGGCGUUCCCGUCUAAUCGUCUAAUCGUCGAACUACGGACCAGACAUUCAGAGUUUUUCAGGAGUGAACAAUGGCAUUCGUAUCUCGCAAGUCCGCACGUAUCAGGAAAUCAGUUGUAGAGGACCUGUGCUCUUGCUGCGCGUAUGGUGCAUUUACGCAUCCGGUUGUUGUCCAAUAAGGUGCCUAGUGGUGUAGGUGCCAGAGUUGAGCUCGCGACCAGGAGCAAUCAGGAGCUCCGAAAUUCACCACAGAUAAUGACGAAAUUUUUUUAAGAUGAACUCUACGUCUCGUUCCACCAUGCGCAACAGAUUCGAUUUCCUCUCUUCAAACGUUUCUGACGAAGUCUCCACUCACAUUGAUAGCGAUUACAAUCCGUUUCUGGUUCGGAAGAGGCGGAUUUUUGAAACAGCGCUUGAGUCUCGGAAGUUGACUCGGCCCACGAGCUCACAAACAUGUACAGGCAGUGGCUUUGACGUUUUACCGGAAGACUUGAUCUUCUAUAUAUUCAAAGCUGUCAUUUCCUCAGCUUCAUCACCUGCGGAUUUUGCCAGUACAUUGCUGACGUGUAAAAGAUUCAACGCAGCCGGCACGCAUCACCAAGUUUUGGUCCACGCCUCGUCCGGUGCGUUAGCAGUGAAAGCUUCUAGUUGGUCUGAUCAUGCCUACAACUUCCUCAAGAGAUGCGCGGACGCCGGAAAUAUAGAGGCCUGCUACACUCUCGGCAUGAUGCGCUUCUAUUGUCUAAAUAACAGGGGAGGGGGUGCGUCACUUAUGGCUAAAGCCGCGAUGCAGUCUCAUGCUGCUGCUCUUCAUUCACUGGCCGUGAUCCAGUUCAAUGGAAGCGGGGGUACGCGGAAAGACAAAGAUUUGAAGGCCGGCGUUGCUCUUUGCGUAAGGGCAGCUACUCUUGGCCAUGUGGACGCCAUGAGAGAGCUUGGUCAUUGCUUGCAAGACGGAUAUGGAGUGCUAAGAAAUCCAUACGAAGGACGACGUCUUUUACUUGAGGCCAAUGCUAGAGAAGCUGCAGCCGCCGUCGUAGCUAACGCCCCUAGGCUUAUGGAAACCGCAUUUCAGUUAAGUCCUUGUUCCACAGUAUUGUGCCCUGAGGGCCACAUGACAACAUCAAGUUCGAUGCAUAACAGCUUCGUCGAACUUGGACAAAGAGCUGUGUUAGAUCAUGCACGGUCCCAGUUAAGGGAAGGUUUAGAUCGUACACACGUCUACAAACUUCUGCAGGGAGGAGGUAGUUGCUCGCUGCUAAGUGAUUUUGGUUGUACUGUUCCGCCACCCAAGUUACAUAUUGCAAACAAGUUUCUCGUUGAUUGGUUCGACAUUAAUCCUCCGGCAUCUGGCCUACGCCUGUGCUCUCAUGGAAAUUGCGGACGUCCAGAAACAAGGAGACACGAGUUUAGACGCUGCUCUGCCUGCGGCUGCGUAAACUAUUGUUCCCGGGCUUGCCAAGCGUUGGAUUGGAAAAUUCGGCACAAAUAUGAUUGUCAGCCUGUGGCAGAUUGGGGAGAUCGCGAGGAUCCAGAUCAAGGAGCAGAAGAGGAUGAGCAAGUCGUAUAUGAAGAUAUGGAUGAUUCAUGAAGUGAAGAGUUUAUAAAGAGGUUCGUUUGGAUAGAACCGGAUGGUAGACUAGAUUGACCUUCCGAGGACUUAACAGAAGAGAGAUUUUUCUUCCUGUAUGUGUCGCAUGUGGAGAAUCAGUCCUACUGCUCUCGAAUUUCUGCCAUAGAUCGUCCUUCUCCUAUUUUGUUGCACAUCGUCAUCUUUGUUCAUCAUCACCGAAGAUAGUCAACAUCGAAGAUCAAUGGUGAGAUCUUGUAAGUCCAUUCAGUACGAGCCAUCGAGUUGAGGAAGGGUUGUUGGGCUUUGCGGUGAUUGGUUGAUGCGUUUAUGAGCAUUGUUCCAUGUUUUUGGGGACGUCGGAGGAUGGAGGAGAUGGACUUACAUUUUUGCUAGUCCGCUGUAUCACUGACUCGCAUUGGAUUGCCGCCUUAGACAGGUUCGUAGAGCUGGGGCAGUGGUCACCGGGAAAGAAACAUCGAUGCAGCCAUUAUCUUAGUAAAAUUCCAUGUUGGGCCAAAAGCAGCUCUUGCGUUUUUUUCAUCCUUAUGGUGUUGUACCGUUAGAGAGCACUGGUUUUGGAGGCCUUAGUCAUGUUUAGCAUUUGGGGCUAGACAAGAUAUAUGGCAUACGCCGUGGAGCUUCUCUCCCUUUUGGGCAGGUAGUUUCCAAUCCUUGCCAGCCUUGGACGUGUCUCCGAAGAGUGUCUCGGAGACAGCUUCAAAUAAACAGAGAGGCCUUUCUAUUUAGGUUAAGACGUUAGUAUACUGAUAUUCAUGUACUAACAACCUUUAGUCAAGCUGGCAUACAAUUGACGUACGUGAAUUAUGUAUGUUGAAUAUGCUUUGGAUAAAAUUGUAUAGAGAAACACUAAAGUCGAAUGUUCAUUCAAAGUUUAUUCAAAGUUAUGUACUGUUUCCC